CCCCGAAUCAUGGAAGGCUACUAUUUCACUGAUAUAGAAACUUUAUGAAAAUGCAUAAUUUCAGCCACUCAUUAAGCAUUCCAUCACAUGUGGAAUGUAGUUUUGUGAAUGGUGUAAGAAUUUUCUGGAGCCAUUGAAGAAAGUGAGUGGGCUAGAAAUUCUAAGUGAAACAUCAGAGAUGUGCUCGUCACUGAAGUAUCAAUGCCUAUAACUUUUUUUUCUGACUUAGCUCUGUUGUUAUUUUUGGUUAGAAUCACCUUGUAUGGUUAUUGGAACUGGUUUUGUUUUCCAGUAGUAAAUAUGAGGUAAAAUAUGAGCAUUUGCACUAACUACAAGACUUACAUAUGUGUCAAUACUCAAUUGAAUGUAUAUACUUUAUGGCUGCAGCAUGUAUUGACUAGAACUACAUGCAUAUAUAUGCAUCUUUAUAUAAAGUUACUCUCUAGUGUUUUAUUUGCUUAUUUGAGAAUCUAAAUGUUCAUUGUAACAAAUGGAUGAAAAAAUCAAUGAGUAUCUCAUCUGAUUGACAGCACAACAGCAUGAGUCAGUGGAGUUAGUACUACCUCUUAAGAAGAAAAGUUUUUCCCUUGUUUAGCAGAGGAAGAAUAAACUAUCUCAUACUGUGAUGAAUCGAAGAAGUCAAAUGACCUAUUUACUGUCUUUCACAACUGCCACCAACAACCUAUAGACAGAUAUGGAGGUGAAGAGCCCUUAUUUAGGGACACCACCACGGGCCGUUCCCUCUCCUGCCCACUGGUAAAAGACACAUCUGGCCUGGCAUUACACGACACCGAGGAGACCAGAACGAUGGGCUGCCGGUGGCCUUUUUGGGGCACAAAGUCCCAUUUCACGGCAAUGCUGAGGCACCUGAUGGGCCCUGCUGGAGCCAGGCUGGCGGGAAGGCUGAGGCAGCGCCGCCCUCCCCGCUCCUCCGGACGGCCGCUUCCAACGCCUGCCCGGGGGGGCUCUCGGCAGCCAUGGCCGCCUCAGGAGGGAAGCAGGGUGGCUUCUGCCAGCGCCCGAGUCCCACCGGCAAGAAGAAAUGCAGCCCUGAAGAAAAUGUUUUUUUCUUCAGUAAAGUGACAUAUUCCUGGUUUAGCAGACUAAUAUCUAUAGGCUACAAGAAGCCAUUGGAGAGGGAUGACCUUUUUGAGCUGAAUGAAAGCGAUUCACCGUACAGUGUGUGUCCUAAAUUUGAAAAGCAAUGGAGGAAAGAAAUCCAGAAAUCUACCACAGGAUUAACGGCUUCUUACAUCAAAAGAGUGCUAUUUAAGAAAACAAGUUUCCAUAAACCAUCUUUGAUUUUGCCAUUAUGGCAAACAUUUAAAUUUGUAUUGAUAAAAGUUGCAUUUCUGAAAGUUACAGCUGACAUUCUGGCUUUCAUGAGUCCACAAAUAAUGAAAGCAAUGAUAAUGGUCAGUGAAAAUAAUCCUAGUUCAUACGGGAGUGGAUAUGGCUAUGCUGUUGCCCUGUUUUUUGUAGUUCUCUCACAAACUCUUCUCCAUCAGUUAUACCAGCGUAACAACAUGCUUACUGCAGUCAAAAUCAAGACUGCAGUUGUUGGCCUGAUAUACAAAAAGGCCUUAACUUUAGCAAAUUCCUCACGCCGAAACUAUACAACCGGGGAAAUUGUUAACCUGAUGUCAGCAGAUGCUCAGCAACUCAUGGAGCUAACUGUGAACAUCAACCUGUUGUGGUCAGCACCUUUUCAGAUCAUCAUGGCAGUUGUCUUUCUCUGGAAAGAACUUGGGCCCUCAGUUCUAGCAGGUGUUGCGGUGCUGCUUCUGGUUAUACCUAUAAACGCGCUAAUUGCAGCCAAAGUAAAAAGACUGAAGAAAAGCCAAAUGACGUAUUCAGAUCAACGAGUCAAGCUACUAAGUGAAAUGUUACAUGGAAUAAAGAUCCUCAAACUUUAUGCAUGGGAACCUGCAUAUCAAAGGAAGGUCACAAGCAUUAGAGAACAGGAAGUGGAUGUUUUGAAGUCAUCUGGGCAUCUGAUGACUUACUCCAUGCUAACGUUGACAUGUAUUCCUUUUAUGGUCUCAUUGGUUACAUUUGGAGUCUUCUUUCAUCUGGACAAAGAGAAUGUUUUAACAGCAACUAAAGCUUUUACAUCUAUUUCUUUAUUUAACAUUUUGCGACUGCCUUUGUUUGAUUUACCAUCUGUGAUCUCUGCUGUAGCCCAGACCAAAGUUUCUCUGAGCCGUUUAGAGGAUUUUCUGUGUGCUGAGGAUCUCGACCCUGAGGAUGUCAAUACAAGCUAUAGCGGAAAUCAUGCUGUUGGCUUUAUUGGUGCUUCUUUCCGCUGGGAAAAAAAUGGACUACCAGUCUUAAAAAAGACUGAGGGGGUUGAUUCCCAUAACGUGACAUUGAGUAUUCACAUCUCAGCCGUCGCAGCCUGCGGUAUAGUAUCCAGCUUGAGUGUCAGCAUUCCUGAAGGCUCUUUAGUUGCUGUUGUGGGACAGGUUGGAUCUGGAAAGUCAUCUUUUCUUUCUGCUAUUCUCGGAGAAAUGGAGAAACUUGAAGGAACAGUUCAGAGAAGAGGUUCAGUGGCAUACGUUUCUCAGCAGGCUUGGAUUCAAAAUGACAGUUUACAAGAAAAUAUUCUCUUUGGUGCAAAUCUAAAUAGGCCAUACUACGAACUUGUUUUAGAGUCUUGUGCUUUACUGCCAGAUUUGGAACAGUUACCGAAUGGAGACCAAACAGAGAUUGGAGAAAGGGGUGUCAAUAUAAGUGGAGGGCAGAAGCAGAGAGUGAGUCUUGCUAGAGCUGUGUACAGCAAUGCUGACUUGUAUCUUCUGGAUGACCCCCUGUCUGCUGUAGAUGUACAUGUUGGGAAACACCUUUUUGAGAAGCUAAUUGGGCCUUCAGGUCUCCUAAAAAGCAAGACUCGAAUAUUGGUGACCCAUACCCUAACGCUCCUGCCUCACACUGAUCUUAUAAUAGUAAUGGACGAGGGCAGAAUCAGUCAAAUGGGGACCUACCAAGAACUCAUUUCAAAGAGUGCUAAUUUUGCUGAGUUUAUUCAAGUCUUCAGUGCAGAGCACACAAGGGAAGACGCAACCCCAAUGGAAGUGAGUUCUUCAAAAGAAAAGGGCCAGCUGGGCAGGAGUCUGCAACAAAGAGAGCUGCUGAAGCAUAAAGAUUCUUCCUUUGAUCAAUCGAAAAUACUGACUAACAAAAAAGAAAAAGUUGCUACUGGUGGCAUGAAAAUGUCAGUUGUUUUGAAAUACCUCCAAGCCUUCAAGUGGCGAUGGAUGUGGCUAACCAUAGCUACUUAUCUAGGACAAAACGCACUAGCCAUUGGACAAAAUUUGUGGCUUAGCACCUGGACCACAGAAACAGCAAAAGUUCGUGAUUUCUCAGAAUGGAAACAAUCACAAAACUAUAAACUUCAUAUCUAUGGACUUCUGGGACUCAUACAAGGUCUUCUCGUUUGCUGUGGUGCUUAUGUGCUUACCAAGGGAUCCCUGUCUGCUUCUCGGGCAUUGCAUCAUCAGCUGUUAGACAACGUAUUGCACCUUCCUCUUCAGCAUUUUGAAACUAAUCCAGUUGGUCAGAUCAUCAAUAGAUUCACAAAGGACUUAUUUAUAGUGGACAUACGUUUCCAUUACUACUUACGAACUUGGCUAAAUUGUACACUAGAUGUUAUUGGAACCAUUCUAGUUAUUGCAUCUGCCUCACCACUGUUCAUAGUGGUAGUUGUUCCCCUGGGAUACUUUUAUUUUACUAUCCAACGAUACUACAUAGCGAGUUCACGACAAAUUCGACGGCUUGCAGGAGCAUCGCAUUCUCCUGUGAUCUCCCACUUCAGUGAGACUCUUGUAGGGCGAUCAACAAUUCGAGCAUUUGGCCACCAAGAGAGAUUCAUUAGAAAAAAUAAUGAUGUUGUGUAUGAGAACUUGGUUUACUUCUACAACAACGUCAUCUCAAACAGGUGGCUGUCUGUCAGGCUUGAAUUUCUGGGAAAUUUAAUGGUGUUCUUUGCUGCACUGUUUGUAGUACUGGCUGGAAAUACAGUGAGUUCUUCUACAGUGGGUUUAUCGAUAUCCUAUGCUCUAAAUAUAAUUCAGAGUCUAAAUUUUUGGGUGCGUAAAGCGUGUGAAAUCGAGACAAAUGCAGUUUCAAUUGAAAGAGUUUGUGAAUACGCAAAAAUGGAUAAAGAGAAACCAUGGAUAAUGUCAAAAAGACCACCAGUGGGGUGGCCUGAUAGAGGAAUAAUAGAGUUUGUUAACUACAAGGCUCAGUACAGGAAGGAUCUUGGUUUAGCCCUGAAUGAUGUCUCUUUUCAGACACAGAGUAAAGAGAAGGUUGGAAUUGUUGGAAGAACAGGAGCUGGUAAAUCAACACUCACAAAUUGCUUGUUUAGAGUUCUAGAGGGUUCUGAAGGCAAAAUAAUUAUUGAUGGAAUUGAUAUAUCAACUAUUGGACUCCAUGACCUACGUGGAAAUCUUAACAUUAUUCCACAGGACCCCAUCUUGUUUUCUGGGACACUGCAGUCAAAUUUGGAUCCACUUGGAAAACACACUGAUCUUGAACUGUGGGAAGUACUGGAACUGUGUGACUUAAAGGAUUUUGUCCAGUCACUCCCAAAGAAGCUCCUUCAUGAGAUUUCAGAAGGUGGUGAAAAUCUCAGUGUUGGGCAGAGACAGCUGGUCUGUCUGGCCCGUGUUUUGCUACGAAAGACAAAAAUCCUGGUCCUAGAUGAGGCAACAGCUUCUGUUGACAUGGAAACAGAUAACUUGGUGCAGUCCACCAUCAAAAAAGAGUUUUACAACUGCACAAUAUUAACUAUAGCCCACAGGUUACAUACAGUCAUGGAUUCAGAGAGAGUGCUUGUUCUGGACGCAGGAAGGAUUCUAGAAUAUGAUACACCACAUAAUUUGUUACAAGUAAAAGGUGCCUUUUCUGAAAUGGUUGCAGAGGCUGGGAUAAGGAGAUAAAGAAAACUAAUGAAUGAAUUCCUCAUGAAGACGAGAAUUCCUUACUCCAGUAAUCACUCAAGGGAUAUCUGGCAUUCCACAUAUACAUGGAAUAUUUUAUAUUCCAUAUAAAACAGCUAGCUGACUCAAAAGCUUCUCUCAGCAUUGCUGUUUACUAAACUACAAUCUGCAUAUAUUGAUCAGGUUUCUUAACAUAACUUUCUGAUUUUGUGCAAAUCACUUAAAAAUUUUCAUCAUAUUGGUACUGGAACAACACAAUGAAGCAGUAAUUUUCAUGGCAUAUUUUAACUGUUGCACUGGUAAAGACUGAUGGAAAAAAAAUCUUGCUGUUCACACACUGUUUUUAAUUAAAAAUUAGUACUUCAUUAAGUUGCUCUGGCAUUAUGCACAUUUUGUUAAUACUUUCUUAUUAUAAUUGCAAAAUUCAUAAAACAACAAAACUGCUUGUGGU
Molecule: messenger RNA, 5394 nt
Organism: Chroicocephalus ridibundus (black-headed gull)
Lineage: Eukaryota; Metazoa; Chordata; Aves; Charadriiformes; Laridae
Product: multidrug resistance-associated protein 1-like
Exons: 30
Coding region: 978-4943 (1321 amino acids)
Biological process (GO): transmembrane transport
Cellular component (GO): membrane
Molecular function (GO): ABC-type transporter activity; ATP hydrolysis activity; ATP binding
Source: RefSeq, a predicted model, not a curated record